Messenger RNA from Priapulus caudatus, 1663 nucleotides. RefSeq names its product cytochrome c oxidase assembly protein COX15 homolog. NCBI's taxonomy places the organism in Eukaryota, Metazoa, Priapulida, Priapulimorpha, Priapulimorphida, Priapulidae. Gene Ontology annotation, molecular function: oxidoreductase activity, acting on NAD(P)H, heme protein as acceptor. The record is from RefSeq and is a predicted model, not a curated record. Gene Ontology annotation, biological process: heme A biosynthetic process. Gene Ontology annotation, cellular component: mitochondrial inner membrane.
GUUUCUGGCUUUCAAUCGCCACAGAAAGAUUUUAGAUCACCACUCUGCUAUUUCAAGGCAAAAACCAGACUACUAGGGAAUACCUGCCAGAAUGUUCGAACGACGACACUGCGAAGGAUGGCCGUUGCAGCGGGAGUGGCAGCAGAGAAAGGAGCCGUGGAGGUUUCUCAACGCUCUCAACGUAUUGUUGGAUAUUGGUUUCUUGGCUGCACAGGAAUGGUUGGCUGUAUGGUAUCGCUCGGUGGAAUUACUAGGUUGACGGAAUCUGGCCUUUCCAUAACAAAAUGGGACCUAAUCAAAGGCAUGGUACCUCCACUUUCACAAAAGGCCUGGGAAGACGAGUUCAGCGUAUACCAAGAAUUCCCAGAAUACAAAUACAAGAAUUCGGACAUGACGGUAGAAGAGUUCAAGUUCAUCUGGCUCAUGGAGUAUGCACAUCGUAUGUGGGGGAGAGCUAUAGGUUUGGUGUAUGCCCUGCCAGCAAGUUACUUUUGGUACAAAGGUUGGUUCACAAAACAGACAAAACCAAGAGUUCUCAUUCUCGGAGGCCUACUGCUGAUUCAGGGUGUUUAUGGAUGGUACAUGGUGAAGAGUGGGCUUGAGGAUGAUCCAGAAUCGACUACCAUCCCUCGUGUCAGCCACUACCGUCUGGCCACACAUCUCACGCUUGCAUUCCUUUUCUACACUGGACUGUUGUGGUCGGGACUCACUCACCUUCUCAACUUCCACGAUAUUGUCCAGACCAAGCAGCUGCAGAAGUUCAAGCGGCUUGCAUUCAGUACCAAGGGUCUGGUUUUUCUGACGGCCAUUUCAGGUGCCUUUGUGGCCGGGUUGGAUGCGGGACUGGUGUACAACUCGUAUCCAAAAUUCGCUGAUCGCUGGAUCCCCACUGACCUCAUGGCAUUGGAACCAAAGUGGAAGAACUGGUUCGAUAACCCCACUGCCGUCCAGUUUCUCCACAGACUGCUGGGCGAGGUGUCGUUUUGUACGAUAGCAUACAUGUGGUAUGCAAAUCGCAAGAUGCCCAUGCCGCCUCGCACUCGCAUGGCACUUAACUCUUUGGUCAUCAUCAUCUGCACACAGGUUGGCCUAGGCAUCACAGCCCUGCUCAUGUAUGUACCGACAUGGUGUGGUGCCUUGCAUCAGAUUGGAGCGCUCACAACUCUCUCUAGUGCUGUCUGGCUCACACACGAACUGCGCAAAGUUCCCAAGAUAUAAUGCGUAGAAUUUACAUGUGUAAUGUAAUUGUUAGUGCACUCACAUGAGGCCACUAUGUACUACAGGCAAGCAGGCUGCUUGGUGUCUUUGCAUAAGUGAAGAAUUUGCAGAAGAGAAGGAUGAGAAGAGGGAGGAAAUAUCUAAAGUAUGAACAUUAUAUCUGUCACGCUUUCAAACGGUGGAAACCUGCUACAGUGAAUGUGACGCUUACUCGGGAUAAGACGGGUAGAGACAGAUAUACGCUAUCAGCUGUGAACCUCCCAGUGUUUACCCUGUUCUUUCAUACUUACUGGGUAAAUAAAAUAUUUGCGUACGUAGAUCGGUUGCAGUGUUAACUGUCAUCUCUACUGGGCCUAUCACUACUGGAUAGCAUCAGAAGUAGAUAAUAGGGAAGGAGCGUGACUUCAAUAAACAAGGGAAAUUCGUCAUUUACUAGACUUAGAAU